CCGGAAGUUCGAAUCGCUUUGUUCCGGUCGCGUUCACACACUGCAGCCACAAGUCUUUGCUAUUUGUUGACAGUAGCAUAGCUAGCCAGUCUGAACGGCUAUGUCAAUAUUUUGUUGACUUAGCCAGCUGAAGCGUUGCUGUGAAAAUGAGUUCUCCAGGGAAUCGACACGGGACAAAAAGACCUGGCUCUCCAAGUGAAGAUGGACCUACACCAUGGGAAGCUGCAGAUCUGGGGGAUAGUGAGAGAAAGCAGAAGUUUUUGCGGUUGAUGGGUGCAGGGAAGAAAGAGCACACUGGGCGCCUAGUCAUUGGAGAUCACAAGUCAACAUCCCAUGUCCGCAGUGGGGCGGAGGACAAGAGGAUGAACUCUGAGCUGGAGCUGCAGUACCAGCAAGGGCUGGACGGGAAGCUGUCAGGCAGAAACAGGAGACACGUUGGCCUGGGCUUCAGUGAGCCUGACCCAGCCCCACCUUCCCCACCUGCAGAAAGCCAAAGCAAAGCAGAGCAACCAGCCAGUCCCAAAGCCCCAGACAGCCCUUCGGAAAACCAGGAGUCACCGGAGAAAUCCCCUUCACAGAGCCCAAACGGCAGGACAGAGCCCAGCGCAAAAGACAAACACAAAAUGGCCUUUGUGAAGUCAUCGUAAGAAUGGGCGAAAACUAAAUCACUUUCUCAUUUCGAACCACAGAUUUGUAAACACGUUCUUUUGUCUCUGAAGUAAUUGGUAACUUCGUGGUUUAAGAAUGUUUUAUUUUUUUAUGUUUCAAUGCUGAGCAGCAGAGUAGUGUACUACUGUAGGAGGUGACGUAAUCGUCGAUUGAGAGAUUCUUCCCAUUAUUUUCUUGUCAAUUUUGAGGAAUUCCUAACUGUAAGAGGGACUGGUCUGAUGUGUUUUUAAUGGAUCUGAGAUGAAGCAAAGGCUUUAAUUAAGUUGUAUUGAAUGAAACUGGGUUGAACCUAUUGGCUCGAUAGUGCUUUUACAGUCCUGUUCAGUGUCUCACCAUCAGUAAGUAAUAAAAGGUACUUGAUGACAAA
Messenger RNA from Oncorhynchus gorbuscha (pink salmon), 1036 nucleotides. Its product is annotated as small acidic protein-like. The transcript is spliced from 5 exons. Lineage: Eukaryota; Metazoa; Chordata; Actinopteri; Salmoniformes; Salmonidae. Bases 147 to 647 code for a protein of 166 amino acids. The record is from RefSeq and is a predicted model, not a curated record.